Molecule: messenger RNA, 1601 nt
Organism: Belonocnema kinseyi
Lineage: Eukaryota; Metazoa; Arthropoda; Insecta; Hymenoptera; Cynipidae
Product: JNK1/MAPK8-associated membrane protein
Exons: 5
Coding region: 511-1419 (302 amino acids)
Biological process (GO): response to unfolded protein
Cellular component (GO): membrane
Molecular function (GO): ubiquitin protein ligase binding
Source: RefSeq, a predicted model, not a curated record
GUAAGCGUCAUUUUAUGUGUCAUGUAUGUGUUGUGUCAAAAUCAGUCAAAAUGAGAAAAUAUGAUCGAAGUAACCUGAAAUGUGGCCAAAAAAACAAAAUAUUUCUCUUUCCGAUGCCUUUAAGUGUCCGUAAAAAUAUUUAAAGUGAAAGUCACGCUAGAAAAGUCCAAGAACUUCUCAAAAUGACACCACACAUAAAACCUAACCUAUUUCUCCAACAUCAUUCAAAGAUCUCAAAACUUUCCAAUUCCAGCAGCUUUCGAACGAUUUUGCGUAAAUACCCUCCAGGACUAUGAUUUCUUACAUAAAUAAAUCGCUGCUUUCAAAAAGACUGGGUAAAGUAAAAUUACGUAAAAUAAAGAAAUUUUCAUUAAAAAAAAUAAUAGGAAAACAAGAAUAAAGUGCCAUAAGGAUUUAUGUUUUACGACUUUUAUUAAAAUUGUUUCAAAGAACCAUCUAUAGAUUCUUAAUAUUUAAAAAUUCUUGCUUAUCGUUUAUGUUUAAAAAAAAAUGAGUGUUUUAAUGAGAUGUCCUGGCAUAUAUUGUGGUCGUGAAUCAUUUCCUGAUGGAAAUUGGAGUGAUUGUGGUGCGUGUCCACGAGGAUUUAGGACGAAUUCUUCUUCGGCUUGUGUUCCUUGUGACGAUAUCCCAGUGCUUUACGAUUGGCUUUACCUGGGUUUCAUAGCUGUUUUCGCCCUGGUCCUGCAUUGGUUUUGCAUUGACAUGGUUGCAAUGAGACGCAACAUCCCCAAGGAAGUGAUCGCACUACAUUGCUCUGCGAUUCUGGAAAUUGUUGCCGCAUCAAUUAUUACCCUGCAAAUAAUGGAUCCUGUCGGAUCGUUUAAUAUCAGGUCGUGCAGGGCUCAGAAAUUAUCGGAUUGGUAUACUCUAUUACACAAUCCUACUCCAAAUUAUGAACAGACUCUUCACUGCACGCAGGAAGCAGUUUAUCCAUUAUACACCAUGGUGUUCGUAUUUUAUGCGUUUGGAAUUUUGAUAAUGCUUUUAAUACGACCGCUGAUAGCGCGAAAAUUCCUUCCCAAACAGGGAAAGUUUUCCAUCUAUGCUGCAUUAUAUUUCUUCCCGAUCUUAGCGUUAUUUCAUGCAGUCGGAGGUGGACUCAUAUACCACUCAUUCCCUUACAUCACGAUUGUCUUGUCAGUCCUUUCCAACGCAGUGCAUUUCGCUUUCAAGUUAAACCAGACAAUGAAAUCAUUAAUCCUGAGUUCGGUUUCGGACGUGAAAAACAUAAUUGUGAUUUUGGGUCACUGGCUUUUGCACGGAUAUGGUGUAAUGGCAGCUGCGACUCUUCACGGACUUACACUUCAUCCAGCGAUGCUUGCCCUGGUUCCAUUGCCAGCUUUAUUUUACAUUCUUACAGCCAGGUUUACGGACCCUCACAAGCUGCAGGAAGAAUGAAAAGAACUUGAAUUCACGGAUAAAAGUAUAUUCACACUUAGGAAGUCAGUAGUGAGUGAGUUCGAAAUAUCAAGAAUGUGAUGUGGAAAAAACGUCAAUUGAUAUCGAAAGUCCAAAGAUCUACAAAAUUGCAAACUAUCUUCCACCAAAAAUAUCACGCUUAACAUUCAUGAAAUGCGUAA